Salvia splendens (bonfire salvia) is the source of this 1065-nucleotide messenger RNA. RefSeq lists its product as uncharacterized. Lineage: Eukaryota; Viridiplantae; Streptophyta; Magnoliopsida; Lamiales; Lamiaceae. The coding region runs from base 85 to 888 and encodes 267 amino acids. The record is from RefSeq and is a predicted model, not a curated record. The transcript is spliced from 2 exons.
AAUUGGAAUCUAAAACCUUGACAAAUCAACCCUGGCUUUUGGAACAGCCACUCUCUCUCUCUCUCUCGGCUGAUAUUAUCAACAAUGGAUGGCGAGCUUCAAGACUGGGAGCUCCUCCACCACAAUUCUGAUUCCGAACCAAUUCCCUUCGACGACAUAGAUUCCACCGGCUUCAUCCACGCCGAUUAUUUCUCCCUGGACUCUCUCAAACGAUACGCCCACAAUUCCGAUGACAACAACUCCGCCGUCUCCGAUAAUCCUAGCUGGAUUGAUCCAAGCUCCGACGACAAUCCCGCUCGCUAUCUCCACAAGGAAUCCACCGAAUUCUGGUCCGAUUCCAGCAGCGAAAGGUCUGAAGAUCGCAACAGGUUCACCGAUUUCUCAGCUAGAAAUGAAAUAGGUUUUCACGAAGGAAUUAGGGAAGUUGGUGAAAAGGGGGAUAAAGUGGAUUCGAAUCGAAUUGAGGCAAAGUCUAGCAGCGUUUCCGAAGAAUUAGACAAAGUGGAGGAGAAGAUGGAGAGUGGAGAUGAUCAUAUGGGAAACGAAGAGAUUGAUAAGAAAAGUAGUCAUGUGGUAGUGUGGUGGAAGAUGCCAAUGGAGUUUGUAAACUACUUUGUGUUUCGGAUGAGUCCGGUUUGGACAGUCUCUGUGGCGGCUGCUUUCAUGGGGUUUGUGAUUUUGGGGCGCAGGUUGUAUAAGAUGAAGAAGAAGAACAGGGCUAGGGGACUGCAGAUUAAGGUUGCUGUUGAUGAUAAGAAGGUUUCUCAGGUGAUGAGCCGUGCAGCUCGUCUGAACGAAGCAUUCUCAGUUGUGAAACAUGUACCUCUAAUUCGGCCUUCACUACCUGCCAUUGGCAUCACAAGCUGGCCUGCGAUGGCUAUAAGAUAAGCGGGUCGCAUUGCCUGUAAGACAGCUGAUGGGGGUAGUAUAUGUAUUAUCAAGUUGAAGACUAUGUUUAGUGUCCAGUUAUUGUGUAUAACGCAAGUAUUGUAUGUUUGGAUAUUCAAUGUGAGUUGAUUCAUAUCGAAAAUGUGAAGCUAAAAUAAGAUCAACUUCAAUACCUAA